Calidris pugnax (ruff) is the source of this 558-nucleotide messenger RNA. Its product is annotated as plexin-A4-like. The record is from RefSeq and is a predicted model, not a curated record. NCBI's taxonomy places the organism in Eukaryota, Metazoa, Chordata, Aves, Charadriiformes, Scolopacidae. The transcript has 4 exons. Gene Ontology annotation, molecular function: semaphorin receptor activity. Bases 220 to 558 code for a protein of 112 amino acids. Gene Ontology annotation, biological process: semaphorin-plexin signaling pathway involved in axon guidance; regulation of GTPase activity; regulation of cell shape. Gene Ontology annotation, cellular component: semaphorin receptor complex.
UAGGACUGUCCCCAGCUCCUGCAGGCAGAGAAGAUCCUGGUGCCGGUGGAAGUCAUCAAGCCCAUCACGCUGAAGGCCAAGAACCUGCCCCAGCCACAGUCGGGCCAGCGAGGCUACGAGUGCAUCUUGAACAUCCAGGGCAACGAGCAGCGGGUGCCCGCCUUGAGGUUCAACAGCUCCAGCGUGCAGUGCCAGAACACAUCGUACUCGUACGAGGGGAUGGAGAUCAACAGCCUGCCAGUGGAGCUGACGGUCGUGUGGAACGGGAAUUUCAACAUUGACAACCCAGCACAGAACAAAGUUCACCUGUACAAGUGCGGGGCCAUGCGGGACAGCUGUGGACUCUGCCUGAAAGCCGACCCAGACUUCGAAUGUGGCUGGUGUGAGGGGCAAAACCAGUGCACGUUGAAGCAGCACUGCCCAGCCCAGGACAGCCAGUGGUUGGAGUUGUCCAGCACCAAGGGCAAAUGCACCAACCCCAAGAUCACGGAUGAUGCCUUUGCCAUAAUGACGGGCACCAUUUUCAGAGACACAGGGCAGGCAACAGGAUGGUUCUAA